Molecule: messenger RNA, 300 nt
Organism: Cooperia oncophora
Lineage: Eukaryota; Metazoa; Nematoda; Chromadorea; Rhabditida; Trichostrongylidae
Source: the annotation of a GenBank genome assembly
AUGAGGAUUCAUCCUAGGCAGUGGCACGAUGUCAAGGUGUACGCCGUUGGUCCAUACUAUGCUCAUGCUGAAGCUCGGAAAGCACCUGGCCUUGACGGAAAAGUUGAGCGAGAUGCGGAUGGAAAAGAAGUUCGUUAUCCGGUGAUACUCAGCCACAAGGAGAAGAUGAUCGCUCGACGAGUUGUAUUGGCCUUUGGUCAAACCGUGUGUGGGUUCGAUCUCUUGCGAGCAAAUGGGAAGUCAUAUGUGUGUGACGUCAAUGGUUUUUCGUUUGUGAAGACAUCAACCAAGUAUUAUGAG